Molecule: messenger RNA, 496 nt
Organism: Haliotis rufescens (red abalone)
Lineage: Eukaryota; Metazoa; Mollusca; Gastropoda; Lepetellida; Haliotidae
Product: multiple epidermal growth factor-like domains protein 10
Exons: 4
Coding region: 20-496 (158 amino acids)
Source: RefSeq, a predicted model, not a curated record
CACCGAAUGUACCAGAGUCAUGCCGAUAAUCCUACCUUUUCUGAUGAUAGUCGUAUUCGAAUCACACGGCCAGGAAAGUUGUGAAUGGGGGAAGUAUGGUGAAAACUGCAAGAAUGAUUGCUCUCUGAACUGUUUCACCAACCCAGACAGAAACCUCAAACACUGCCACAAGGAGACAGGGAGAUGUUCUGAGGGGUGUGUGCCGGGGUGGUUCGAUGACCUUUGUGAUAAAGCUUGCAGCAAGAACUGUAAGGGGGGCGCCUGUAAUUACCAAAAUGGCAUCUGCACGAACGGUUGUAGUGGAGAUUACAAAGGGCAGUUUUGCAACGUUGCUCAAGGCACGUCGGCGACACCACCCAGGGAAUACAGCACAUACACAUCGUCGGCAGCACCGAGUGAAUCCAACACAGAGACAACACCGGACCUGGCUGCGAUACUUGUCCCUGUGUUCCUCAUCCUGGUUGUUGUCCUCGCUGUGGUGGUGUUUCUACUGUAA